Molecule: messenger RNA, 1632 nt
Organism: Fraxinus pennsylvanica
Lineage: Eukaryota; Viridiplantae; Streptophyta; Magnoliopsida; Lamiales; Oleaceae
Source: the annotation of a GenBank genome assembly
AUGUUUGUUGCUAAUUCGGAUGAGGUUUAUUUUACCUUCCAUUUGCUUGAUGAAUCAACUCUGUCACACUUUGUGGUGACACAAUCGGGUUUAGCUCAGUAUGUCACCUGGCGGAAUCAUAGUAGGGAAUGGAGUCUAAUGGUAAUACUUAAUAGGUUAUACUGUGAUCGGUAUGGUAUGUGUGGACCUAAUGGAAAUUGUUAUGCAGAUGAUCCCAAUUGCAGGUGUUUGAAAGGAUUUACGCCAAGGUUACCACAAGAUUGGAAAAUGGUUGAUUGGGGAGGUGGUUGUAGGAGAAAAUAUGAUAUAAAUUGCAGUGGUAAAGAUGGAUUUGUGAAGUAUAAUAAGCUAAAGUUGCCAGAUAAUGCAGUUGUGUGGCCUAAUGUAAACAUUGAGGACUGUAAAACAGAAUGUUCGAAAAAGUGUGAUUGUGUGGCUUAUACUCUUGCUAAUCUUCAUGGUAAUGGAAGUAAAUGUGUCGUCUGGCUUACUGACUUGAUCGAUCUUCGAGAUUUUCCAGAGGGUGGGGAAGAGCUCCACAUACGUAUGGCACGUGCUGAAUUAGAUUCGAUCGCAGCAUUGAAGAGGAAAAAGCUUGUGAUCACAGUUGUUGUCAUUAACAUAUCAACACUUCUUUUAAUUCUUAUCUUGACUGGAGUAUGGUGGUAUGUGUAUCGGGCAAAGAGGAAGGCAAGAGGCACGGAAACAACUCAACAAGACCAGAAGUCAUACUUAAAUUUUCAGGAAGAAAAUCAAGAGGAAGACCUAGAACUACCUCUUUAUGAUCUAGCUACUAUUUUUGCUGCCACUAACAGCUUUUCUUUCAACAGUAAAAUUGGACAGGGUGGUUUUGGUCCUGUUUAUAAGGGAAAAUUACCUAAUGGACUUGAAAUUGCAGUAAAGAGACUCUCGCAAGAUUCAGGGCAAGGCCUCGGAGAGUUUAAGAAUGAAGUUAUUUUGAUAGCAAAGCUUCAACAUCGUAAUCUUGUUAAGCUCUUGGGAUUAUGCAUUCAAGCAGAAGAAAGAAUUCUAAUCUACGAGUACCUGCCUAACAAAAGCUUGGACAAUUUCAUAUUCGAUCCAAUUAAAAGAAAGCUAUUGCCUUGGAACUUUGGCAUUGCACGAAUUUUUGGAGGAGAACAAACAGAGGAGAAGACUCGGAGAAUUAUUGGAACAUAUGGUUACAUGUCUCCUGAAUAUGCAAUGAGUGGCCAUUUCUCAGUUAAAUCAGAUGUAUUCAGCUUUGGUGUCAUAGUGUUAGAGAUUAUAAGCGGCAAGAAGAAUUGGGGAUUUUAUCAUCCGGAUCAUGAUUACAAUCUUAUAGGACAUGCCUGGAAGUUGUGGAACGAGGGAAGUUGUCUUGAGCUCAUUGAUACAAUGGUGGAUGAAUCAUUAUCAAUAAAUGAAGUCAUAAGAUGCAUCCAGGUAGGUCUUCUAUGCGUCCAGAAAAGGAAAGAAGAUCGACCAACCAUGAGUUCUGUUGUUUUAAUGCUAAGUACUGAAAGUGCAGAACUGUCACAACCCAAAGAACCUGGUUUUGUAGAGACUUCUGUUAAAACUGAUUCAUCGUCGAGUCAUCCUACUUCUUAUACAGCAAAUGAAAUGACCAUUACCAAUAUCGAUGGCCGUUAA